Anisakis simplex (herring worm) is the source of this 292-nucleotide messenger RNA. The record is from the annotation of a GenBank genome assembly. NCBI's taxonomy places the organism in Eukaryota, Metazoa, Nematoda, Chromadorea, Rhabditida, Anisakidae.
GUGUACGGCUGACUGUGGCUGGAUCACAGGACAUUCGUAUCUGGUUUAUGGACCCUUAAUGAAUGGUUUAACAUCGGUUAUGUUCGAAGGUAUACCAACGUAUCCAACUCCAUCGCGCAUGUGGGAGAUCGUUGAGAAAUACAAGGUAACAACCCUCUAUACAGCACCAACCGCAAUUCGAUCGCUCAUGGCUCAAGGUGAUGAACAUGUCCUCGGUACGGAUCGGUCAUCGCUCAGGAUUCUUGGGUCGGUUGGAGAACCGAUCAAUCCGGCUGCGUGGCGUUGGUUCCAU